AUUUGAACUCUGUAGAAAUAAUUUUAUUUGCAACAAAAUCAUGUCGCGUAAAGCAACGCAAUCCCACAAAAAUUAAUUUGAACCUUUGGAUGCUAUAGAGCUGAAGUUCAUUCAAUUGACAGACGACUAUGUCAGGUCAAGAAGUUAAUGGGAAAGAUGAUGCAGGCUUUAAUAAACUAGAUGGAAAUGUCGUAUCGAUACCAUUGAGCAUUAUCACCAAACAAGGAGAAUUGAUCAAGAGUACCAAACUAUAUUUACAUAUUCGAAAAUCAUCUAUUUUGAAUCAUGAUGAUCCAACGUUCACAAAUAUAUCUAUAACAGGAGUAUAUGAAGAUGGAAGUUUCCAUACAGAUGUCACAGAGUCCAAUAUAAAAGAAAUCUUUAACAAGGUCAGCAGUGAAAGUGAGCAACGAUCUAUUAUUAAUAAGUUAUUCCCACUUGAUUCUGAUCAGGAAAUAGAGCAACAAGAAGAAGAAGAAGCAGACAAAGACCCAGAAACCAUUGAAAAGAAAUUAGUCAUGGAUGUCAAGAUCGUCACUUUAUCGAAAUAUUAUGAUGAGGAAAGCAAAAAUUUAAUAGAAGAAGAUAAUGAUCCGAAUCAAUCACCCAUAACAAUCAAUAUACGAACACAGAGUCGAAUUCCCAUACUAGUUGGGUCAAUCAAAUUAGAACCGAUUAAUUUCGAAGAUGAUGAUCAUGAAGAGGAAAUCAAAGAUGAAUCAGUGUUGUUUAAUUGGAUUGAUGUACUAUUGAAGAAUUAUCAGGAUGUUAGGGAUCAAUUGAUUGAAAAGAAUAAGAUUAUUGAAGAUUUGAAGAAUCAAAAUUAUGAAUUAACUAAUGAUUAUAAAUCAUCCAAAUUUGAGAAUAAAGAGAUUAUCGAUGAUUUGCAGAAUAAAUUCUAUCAAGUGUUAAAUUCUAAGAAGGAUAAAAUAUGGCAAUUAUUACAAGAAAGGAAAGCUGAACCAGGUGGCAACGGUAAAUUCACUGCAUUGAACCAAUUAUCUGAUUUGAAUGAGAAUUUGAAGCCUGAUAUGUUGUAUGAUCUUGAUAAAAGUAAAAUAGCAGAUAAAGUUGAUGAUAAAUAUAUAAGUCCAAAGAAGAGAGGUCGGUCUGCUGUAAAGACUGAGAAUGGAUCUCCUACUAAAAAGAGAAAACCAACCAUAAGAGGUAAGAAGAAAAGUAAGAAAGAUGAGUAUCAUGAAGCAACUGAUAAUGACGAAGAUUAUCUGUUCUUGGAUAAAAUCAAAAAGGAGGCAAAUAAUAGUUUUGGUAAUAGUCCUAUACUAUCUCCAGAUUCAACUGAAGUUAAUAUCAAACAAGAACCUAAUUCUUUAGAACUCCGAGAUGAUGAUACUUAUAUUGAAGAACUGGAUGAUAAUGGGAAGAACAGUUCAUUAAGUAAACCUGCUGGCAGGACGAAAUCAUCUUUAGGAUUUGCAGAUCGAGAGAUUGUUGAUAAUGUUUUAGAUGAUGAAGAUGAUGACGAAAAUGACGAGAAUGAUGAAUUUGAAGAAAAUAGGAAUAAAGGAAAAGAUGAAGGUUAUGAUUCGUAUAACCCAAGCGAAGAGGAGGAGGAAGAACAGAUGGAAGAACAAGAGAAAGAGCUAGACGAAGAGCAAAGGCAGAAUGACGAGAUUUCAGAGAGUUAUAAAUCAUCGAAUGAAGUGGUUGAAGAUAGUUUAGCUGGUGUAGGUUCAAUAAAAUCCAAUAUUAGUCAAAAUGAAGAACUAGAAACUGAUUAUGGAUCAAGUGAUCAGGAAGAGCCAGACAAAAAGGAUCAAAACAAUGAAAAUGAAAAGAAAGCUAUUGAUAUAAGUCAAAAAGAGGUUGAAACAGAUUAUUCAUCUGAUGAAGAUUAAAACAAAAGUAUAUAUUAUGAAUACACAAUCCUAUUUCGAAGUAUCAACAACAUAUCUACCUAAUAUUUUACCUUGUUCCAAUAAUUUGUAGACUUGAGCAAUUUCAGAUAAUCCCAC
This is a messenger RNA of Scheffersomyces coipomensis, 1976 nucleotides long. RefSeq lists its product as uncharacterized. The transcript has a single exon. Lineage: Eukaryota; Fungi; Ascomycota; Pichiomycetes; Serinales; Debaryomycetaceae. Bases 129 to 1859 code for a protein of 576 amino acids. The record is from RefSeq and is a predicted model, not a curated record.